Messenger RNA from Periophthalmus magnuspinnatus, 3413 nucleotides. Its product is annotated as protein bicaudal D homolog 1-like. The record is from RefSeq and is a predicted model, not a curated record. Bases 258 to 3329 code for a protein of 1023 amino acids. Gene Ontology annotation, cellular component: cytosol; Golgi apparatus. Gene Ontology annotation, biological process: regulation of microtubule cytoskeleton organization; microtubule anchoring at microtubule organizing center; protein localization to organelle. Gene Ontology annotation, molecular function: cytoskeletal adaptor activity; dynein complex binding; dynactin binding. The transcript is spliced from 11 exons. NCBI's taxonomy places the organism in Eukaryota, Metazoa, Chordata, Actinopteri, Gobiiformes, Gobiidae.
GCCAGAGAGACGCGCUGCGAGCGGAGAAGUCCCUGUCUCCACGCGGGUGAAUAAGCAAAAACAGACCGGAGGAAGGAUGCUCGUGGUCGUGUCCAAAGGCGAUAUCCUGCGCGCACUCUCAGCAUCACGGAACCAUGACACGGCUGUGUACAUCUGUGGCGACGCCUUUGUUCUGCUUUUGCUCUGUGCGCUUUAACUAAGUUUGGCUUUCACCAUCCUGGGACCAGGGCCGGCCAUAGGGACCGAGGGUGGGGGCGAUGGCUGCGGGGGGAGCAGCAUGUGGUGGCGACACUUCGGAGCACUGUCGGACCGACGUGGAGCGUUUGACCCGGGAGCUCGCGGAGGCCAACCGCGAGAAGAUCCGGGCGGCAGAGUGUGGACUGGUUGUUCUGGAGGAAAACCAGAGUUUGAAGCAGCGAUGCGCGGAUCUGGAGGCCGAGCAGGAGGCGCUGAGACUGGAGCUGGAACAGCUACAGGAGGCCUUCAGCCAGGCCUACUCCACCCAGCGUAGAGUGGCCCAGGACAGUGAGAGCAACGAGGAGAGCUUGCUGCAGGAGUCUGCCUCCAAAGAAGCCUACUACAUGAGCCGCCUGCUGGAGCUACAGCUGGAGCUCAAGGAGCAGAGGGCCAGUGCAGCCAGCAGCCAGGCUGAGAGGCAGCAGCUGAGGGAGACUGUGCACGAGCUCCAAGAGGUAAAGAGCCAGGUACUAGAGUUGCAGCGGGGACGGCUUACAGAGGAGUUCCAGGAGGGAAAGCACCGAGAGGCCAGACUCCUGCAGGACUACAGUGAGCUGGAGGAGGAGUACAUCUCACUGCAGAAACUAGUGGCCACGCUCAAACAAAAUCAGGUGGAGUUUGAGGGCCUGAAACAUGAGCUGAAGGUGGUGGAGGAGGAGGUGGAGGUGCUGCAGGGCCAACUGCAGGAUGCGCUAAGACUGAGGGAGCUCUCUGAGGGUCAGCUGGAGGAGGCACUGGAAGCCCUGAAAAAUGAGAGGGAGCAGAAGAGGCUCCUCCGCAGGGAGCUGCUGCACCACCUCAGCAUGUGUGAUGUGGCCUACACCGGCUCAGCGCACCUCCUAUUCACUUCUGCCCCCCCGAGUGGAGCUGGCACACCCAACACCCUGCUGUCCCCCUCCUCUGAGGACGCCAACAGGUGUAACGGGCUUCUUCUGAGUGGGUCGGGGGCUGGUGCAGCUUCUCUGCAUUGCUCCAGCGGCUCCUCCACACUCCACUCGGAGAUGAACCUCACAGAGAUCCAGAGACUGAGACAACAGCUGCUCACGGUGGAGCAGGAGAAGGCAGCUCUUCUGAAGAGCUUACAGGAAUCUGAGGCCCAGCUCAUACACACGCAGGGGGCCCUGACGGAGCAGCAUGAGUGGGCUCUCCAUCUCUCUCAGAAAGUGAGUGCUCUGCACUGCUCUCAGCAUGAGGAGACGCACUGUGAUAUACCGCAGCUGCAUCAGGAGGCCCACAGCAGCAAAGAUUUGCUGCACCAGGAGGCCUGCGGCAGCAAGCUCCUCCUGGACGAAGAGGACAAUGCAGGUGCUAGUUCUGAGCUAAGGUUGGACUCAUUCAGUGCACAGGGGUUUUCCCAGCAGACCCUGCAGUUCAAAUAUCGCAUGGCAGUGAAUGAGGUGGCGGAACUGAAGGCUGAGCUAAGAUGCUUAAAGGACAAAAUGUCUCAGAGUGAGGAGAGGUCUGAGGACAGGCAAAGACAUGGUCAGCUCCAGAAACUCGAGAAGAACUGUCAGGAUGCACAGGAGAAGAUUUCCCGAUUGGAGCUGGAGCUGAAGGCGGCGUCUUUGUUGGCCAGUGAGCGAGAAGGGACUCUUACUGCGACUCAGGAGGAGCUGUUGACACUGAGUGAGGAGCUGGCCCAGCUCUACCACCAUGUGUGCCUAUGCAACGAUGAGACGCCCACCACCGUCAUGCUUGACUACUACAGACAGGGCAAGGGUCUGCGAGGUCUGAGUGCCACUCUCAAAGCCAUGUCUACAGACAACAGUAAAGUUCUGCUUACACCGCGCCUUGCUCGGCGGCUCAUGGCAGCAUCUGCAGGUAGUCAUCGGGAGUCCUGCAGCCCUCUAGGGUCCCCCUUUAAAGAGCCCCUAUCCAGGGAGGAGGGCCAUGCCUCAGCCAGCAGUGGAUCCUCAUCAUCCUCUUCCUCCUCAUCACCUGCUCCAGACCCUCCUGCAGAGCUGCGCCGAGAGCCCAACAUCCAGCACCUUAGCGCCCUUAUCAAAGAGCAGGUGAAGUACCUCCAGCGCGCAGUGGAAUGCUCUCAGCAGCUGUCAAAGCAGGGGGCUGCGGCUCGGGAACUGACCCCACUCAUCGACAAAGACAAGGAGGCCUGCCUGGAGGAGCUGCUCAAGCUCAAGUCUCUGCUCAGCACCAAGAGGGAGCAGAUCGCUACACUCCGACUGGUGCUAAAGGCUAACAAGCAGACUGCAGAGAGUGCUUUGACAAACCUGAAAAGUAAAUAUGAAGCAGAGAAGUCUUUAGUGACAGACACCAUGUCUAAGCUGAGAAACGAGCUGAAAGCCCUCAAAGAAGACGCAGCCACCUUCUCCUCACUCAGAGCCAUGUUUGCCACCAGGUGUGAUGAGUAUGUGUCCCAGUUGGAUGAGAUGCAGAGACAGCUGGCAGCGGCGGAGGACGAGAAGAAGACGCUGAACUCCCUGCUGAGGAUGGCCAUUCAUCAGAAGCUGGCUCUGACACAGCGCCUGGAGGACUUGGCUUUUGACCAGGAGCAGAGCCGGCGCUCUCGGGGGUCCAGACUGGGCGGUGGCAAACCUGCCCCUAAAGUGAGCCCCCCACCCAUAUCCCAGCAACCAUCCUCAGCUUUGACUCCAGGCAGCUGUCCGCCUUCUGGCCUUAAGAGUCCCACACCAGUGCUCCCAGACUGUGUGUCCAGUACCCCCCCUCCUAGUCCUGCUACAGCCUCCACUGACCUGCCUCCAGCCCUGGAGACCCCCGCAUCCCCCUGCAGCCCCCUGUCUGCCCCUGUCAGACCCGCCUCCUCCCAAUGGACUGUAGGUGUACGGACUUUUGUGCUCGACUCUCAUAGUUUCGGUGUCAGUAGGUCUCCUGGGGUCCCACGCAGCUCUUUGUCCAGGCCGUACGACUCAGACAGGCAAGUUCCCUCAGUGCCCUACCACCCCCCCACCUCAGGGCACCGCCGGUCCACAUGGACCCCUCCAUUACGAGCCCGGCCUCUCUACACUGUGGGUCAUUCCUCUGCACUCUACAGUGGUCCCUCCUACAGUCACUCAACUCACUACACCCCCCUGUACCCCAGGGCUUAUGGCUCCUAUCGGCCCAGACACUAACCCCCGUCCCUUAGGCAUCCCCGUUCUGUGCCUGCACUGGGACCCAUGCUCUGUUCACUGACUCAGGGAUUCCACAGUGGAGCA